This is a messenger RNA of Apaloderma vittatum (bar-tailed trogon), 648 nucleotides long. It is a transcript of the gene LRRC57, whose product is annotated as leucine rich repeat containing 57. Gene Ontology annotation, molecular function: protein binding. Lineage: Eukaryota; Metazoa; Chordata; Aves; Trogoniformes; Trogonidae. The record is from RefSeq and is a predicted model, not a curated record.
AUGUGGAAAUUUCCUGAAGAUCUGUAGAAGCUAACAAGCAACAUAAGGACAAUAGAAAACAACAAAAUAGAGUUCUUGCCACCACUCACUGGAAAGUCUUCCUUUUUGAAGAGCCUUGUUCUACACAAUAAACUGACUGCUUUACCUGAAAAACUAUGUGAAAUGAAAAAACUGGAAACACUAUACUUGAAUUCCAAUCACCUGAGGCAGCUACCAGCUGCAUUUGGACAACUUUCAGCUCUCAAAACCCUGAGCCUUUUGGGAAAUCAGCUUCAGACUGUGCCUACAAAACUCUAUGAAUUCUACGGUCUUCGUCACUUGGGUGGGAUAGAUGUUUCUAAAAACCAGACCCAAAACGUGCCUGACACUGUGGGAGAAUUGCAGGCUAUCGAAUUCCAUCUGAAUCAGAAUCAGAUUUCCCAGAUCCCAGUGCAGAUCUCUCUCUGUCCACACCUUAAAGUCUUGUGAUUAGAAGAAAGCUGUCUAGAACUCAUCAUGCUUCCUCAACGUAUCCUCAGUGUUUCCCAAAUCUCACUGCUUGCAGUAGAAGGCAACUUUUUUGAAAUCAAGAAACUCAGAGAAUUGGAAGCUUACAGCAAGGAUUCAGGAUCAUGGUUAUUUCAUCAGCAUCUUUUGAAGCGUAGCUAA